Messenger RNA from Spodoptera littoralis (African cotton leafworm), 924 nucleotides. Lineage: Eukaryota; Metazoa; Arthropoda; Insecta; Lepidoptera; Noctuidae. The record is from the annotation of a GenBank genome assembly.
AUGGAUCAAAUGCUACCGAGUCCGUACAAUAUACCUGGUAUUGAUACUCCGUUGCAUCAACCAGAGGAGGAUCAACAAAUUUUGCCGAAUGCUAUGCAACAGCAGCAUCAGCACCAACAGCAGCAACAACAACAUGCCCUUGCCGCCAUGGGUUCCUCUCCGCUGGUCGGGUUUGGCGCCUCACUAAUGGGGACUCCUCAAAGAUCAGUUCAUACCUACGCACCGGCUGCCAGCUAUGCUACACCCCAACAGAUGAUGCAGCCACAAACACCACAAAACUUAAUGUCGCCUAUGAUAACAAGUGGCAGCUUGGCUGGUCAACAAAUGUUAAGCCAGGCAAGUCCAGCACCAAUGACUCCCAUGACACCUCACUCAGCUGACCCUGGCAUUGUACCACAGUUACAAAAUAUUGUCUCCACCGUGAACCUCAAUUGUAAAUUAGACCUGAAAAAAAUUGCCCUACAUGCCAGAAAUGCAGAAUAUAACCCAAAGAGAUUUGCUGCAGUAAUUAUGAGAAUAAGAGAACCUCGAACUACAGCACUGAUAUUUUCAUCAGGAAAGAUGGUUUGCACAGGGGCCAAAAGUGAAGAAGAUUCACGUUUGGCUGCUAGAAAAUAUGCUAGAAUUAUUCAGAAACUAGGCUUUACGGCUAAGUUUUUAGACUUUAAGAUCCAGAAUAUGGUUGGAAGUUGUGAUGUUAAGUUUCCAAUUCGCCUCGAAGGCUUAGUACUGACUCAUGGACAGUUCAGUUCAUAUGAACCUGAAUUAUUUCCUGGACUUAUUUAUAGAAUGGUUAAACCUAGAAUAGUAUUAUUGAUUUUUGUUUCUGGUAAGGUUGUGUUAACUGGAGCUAAAGUAAGAGAAGAAAUAUAUGAAGCAUUUGAUAACAUUUAUCCAAUAUUAAAAAGCUUUAAAAAGCAAUAA